Messenger RNA from Theileria equi strain WA, 1260 nucleotides. RefSeq names its product signal peptide containing protein. The coding region runs from base 1 to 1260 and encodes 419 amino acids. The record is from RefSeq and is a predicted model, not a curated record. The transcript has a single exon. Lineage: Eukaryota; Apicomplexa; Aconoidasida; Piroplasmida; Theileriidae.
AUGAAAAGCGUACAAUCGUUGGUUAUUCUUAUUAUUUACUCAUUUUUCGUAACCUCUUCAGAGGGAAAUACUUUUGACCAAAGUUUAUUAUCUUCCAAAACAUUCACCACCCUGGAUAUCAGGGACACAAACAGAAAGUCUGGGUGCAAAGUAGUAGAGGGACUACUUGAUCAAAUACCUGCUCGUUUAUUCCUUCCGAUUUCUAGGCUUAUAAACCACGUGGUUGAUAAGAACCAAGUAAUUUGGAUAUCGAAUGAAAAUAAUGAAAUGGCGGUAGGUGUAACAGUUUAUCUAAGCGAUGGAACGCCAAACAUCGUACAAAUUGCCGUAUUAAAGGGAACAAGUCUUGAAAAUCUCUUUUUCAAGCAAAAGGGAGGGAAAUGGGUCAAAUCUCUGAAACGCUAUGCUGACAAACUGAAUGGAUUAGAACUAGAUAUCACAUUUAAAUCAGCAUUUGUCCUCGAUAUCAGACACAGGGAUCCAAAUUAUCUCUACAGGGCUCUUAACCUCACAGUGUAUGGUGAGAAAGGCGUCGUAUUCAUCCCAAAUCCGGGCUAUCGUGUAACGGAACUUAAGGACAAUGGAGUUCCCAUAUGGAACACAAGUGGAAGUUACAGGGCCGUUUAUAUCCUAGCAUUGAGUGGAGAACGACCAGAUAGCUCUAUAACGAGUCAAGAGGCACUGGGAAAGAAUAAUUACUGCCGACUGAGACACCUCUACAUUGUCACACGAAAUAACGCCGGCCAGAUGGAACACAUUGCAUUGUCUAAAAGAGGAGGAAUCUGGUUCCAAUCCACCUUUCCAGAGAUACUUCAAACCGCAAUUAACCGCAAAAACAGGUACUCUGAGCAUUUCAAAAGCGUCGACGAAGAGGAGAUUCCAGUCACGGUUACACCUAACAGGAAGGAUUACACCGACGUAGAUGAAAGUCAGAAAACAAACCUCAGAUCCUUCAGAAAGAGGGGCACUAGAGUGGGAGUAGUACUUGAUCUGGCUGAUGAUUAUAAUCCUGGAAUCAAAAGACUUGAAAAUUCGUCCUACGAGAUGAGUUACGUCAUGUAUGUUCCAACGGGAAAAAAGUACAUUAUAGAAGUUAUGGACGGAGAAAAGGUCCUCUGGAAGGCAAAACAGAGGGAAAGAUGCAGGAGAGUCCAUGUAUUUUUAAAUCCUGACAUGCACAUGGUCGGACUUGAUGUUGAAAAUAAUGGUGAAAUCGAGAAUGUCUACUUCUCCAAAGUCAAUGGUGUGUGGGAAGAAUGA